This is a messenger RNA of Venturia canescens, 1302 nucleotides long. RefSeq names its product nuclear factor Y-box B (gene Nf-YB). The record is from RefSeq and is a predicted model, not a curated record. Gene Ontology annotation, biological process: regulation of transcription by RNA polymerase II. Gene Ontology annotation, molecular function: DNA-binding transcription activator activity, RNA polymerase II-specific; RNA polymerase II cis-regulatory region sequence-specific DNA binding; protein heterodimerization activity. Bases 233 to 883 code for a protein of 216 amino acids. Gene Ontology annotation, cellular component: CCAAT-binding factor complex; nucleus. Lineage: Eukaryota; Metazoa; Arthropoda; Insecta; Hymenoptera; Ichneumonidae. The transcript is spliced from 3 exons.
AAUAAUGCAGCGUCCCAGCAGUCACGCUCAAGCUCAACCUCAACAACAAAUAAGUGGUUGUUUUUUGAUUGUUUUGAUAAGCGAGAGAGAGAGAGAGAUGCAUGACCGAAAACCACGAGACAACGAUAAGUAGCGGCAGAGCGAAGCACUUCUAAGACAACAUUACUGCUCUAUUAAAUUAUAUUUUGUUCAACAAGCUUUGAGGUUAAGCUCAUAGUUGAUUGUGAAAACAAUGGAAAACAGUGGCGAUAGCGGCGACGAUGGCCCUUUGGGUUCAGGAAAUUUCCUUAGUGGUAGUGGUGUAGCCACAACUUACAUUGGUGUUCAAUCCGAUGAUUUAGAAGAUGAUUUGGAGAAUACCGACGAUUCCAAUCAUGGAGGCGGUGAUCCCCUGCACAGCGGGGGUUCAGGCGGCGGAGGUGGUCCCCUUCGCGAGCAAGAUCGUUUCUUACCAAUAGCGAAUGUAGCUAAAAUAAUGAAACGGGCUAUACCGGAAGCUGGUAAAAUAGCUAAAGACGCACGAGAAUGCGUGCAAGAAUGUGUCUCAGAAUUCAUAUCGUUCAUAACAUCAGAGGCGAGCGAUCGUUGUCACAUGGAAAAACGUAAGACGAUAAAUGGCGAGGACAUAUUAUUCGCAAUGACGACUCUCGGUUUCGACAAUUACGUGGAGCCACUGAAGCUAUAUCUUCAAAAAUAUCGAGAAGCAACAAAGGGUGACAAUCCACCGGGAGGAGCUGCUACAGGAAAUGGUAAGAGCGAACCGAGCGGUGCUAUUUACGAGGAACAAUUGUUCGCUAUAACGGCAUCAAAUGCCACGACAUCGGAUACACCGGUCAUCUACAGUUAUUCGUCCAAUGAUCAGAUGCAGUUUCAAUUGUCCUGAUCGACUGUUAAUGAUGAUGGGACAGCGACAUUCGUUAUUUAUUCCGAUGAAUCACUGGGCUCAUCCUCGACGGAGCAUGGGGAGUCAUCUUAUUUGGAGGAAUGAAAUGUAAGAUAUUAUCGUUUUCGAACGAGAAAUCCCAGAGGAAAGUGACCUGCGGAAUAUUCGCCGAUUGGGGGAAUAAUAAAAUGAAAAACGGACGUGAGCGUUGGUUGGAAGGACAAAAUUCGCCAAUACGUAACGAUUUAUAAACUAUAAAUAUUCAUAAAAUAAUGGUUGUUUGAGGUAAACGAAAGGGCAAGAACACCAUAGAGAAAAAAAAUAACAUUAUACAUUGAUAUUUAACUACGAAGAAGUCUAUAAUAGGUAGAAAAAAUCAGCCGAUUCUUUAUUAUAAUAAAUGAUCUCAUAAAGCGCUA